Molecule: messenger RNA, 1677 nt
Organism: Dovyalis caffra
Lineage: Eukaryota; Viridiplantae; Streptophyta; Magnoliopsida; Malpighiales; Salicaceae
Source: the annotation of a GenBank genome assembly
AUGGAAUCUACGAUAGAAGCUGGUGGUGGAGUUACUGGUACUGUGUUAAUGAGGUUUGUUUGGACUCAUGGAGGUCGAAAUGUAUUUCUCAGUGGUUCUUUUAAUAGAUGGGGUGAGCUUAUACCUAUGUCACCAGUCGAAGGUUGCCCUAAUGUAUUUCAGGCUAUUUAUGGUAUUACACCCGGUAAUCAUCAGUACAAGUUUUUAGUUGAUGGAGAAUGGCGACAUGAUGAACUCCAACCUUACUCAACAACCGAAUAUGGGAUACUGAACACUGUCCAGUUUAACAUGGAAGCCAAUUUUAACCCAGAGAUGAUUCCAGGAUCUAGUAUGGAAUUGGAUAAUGAGGCUUUUACCCGUAUGGUCAGCGUAUCAGAUGGUACAUUGACUGGCGGUGUGCCGAGCAUAUCAGAGGCUGACUUACAGGUCUCUCGUCACCGUAUUUCUGUAUUUUUGACUACACACACUGCAUAUGAACUACUUCCCCAGUCAGGCAAGGUAGUUGCCUUGGAUGUUGAUUUACCGGUAAAGCAAGCCUUUCAUAUUUUGUUCGAGCAGGGAAUCCCUGUUGCUCCUCUUUGGGACUUCUGUAGGGGCCAAUUUGUUGGGGUGCUUAGUGCAUUGGACUUCAUAUUGAUAUUGAGAGAGCUCGGAAAUAAUGGAUCAAAUUUGACAGAGGAAGAACUUGAUACACACACUAUAUCUGCUUGGAAAGAGGGAAAAGCAUAUCUGAAUAGGCAAAUAGAAGGACAUGUGCGGGCUUUACCUAGACAUCUCAUCCAUGCUGGGCCAUAUGAUAGCUUGAAAGAGGUUGCUUUGAGAAUAUUGCAGAAUGAGGUGGCUACAGUUCCUGUUAUUCAUUCAUCAUCAGAAGACGGUUCAUUUCCUCAGCUACUGCAUCUGGCCUCGCUUUCUGGAAUACUUAAAUGUAUUUGCAGGUACUUUAGACAUUGUUCUGGCACCUUACCCAUACUCCAACUGCCGAUUGGUGCAAUACCAGUAGGUUCAUGGGUUCCAAGUAUUGGAGACCCUAGUGGGCGUCCCUUGGCAAUCUUGAGACCAAGCGCUUCUCUUAGUUCAGCUUUAAACUUGUUAAUUCAAGCUCAAGUAAGUUCAAUACCAAUAGUUGAUGAGAAUGACUCUUUAGUAGAUAUAUAUUGUCGGAGUGACAUAACAGCUUUGGCAAAGGACAAAAUUUAUACUCAUAUUAAUCUUAAUGAAAUGACUAUUAAUGAGGCUUUGCACCUGGGACAAGAUGCCUAUUCUUCUUUUGAGCUGAGAAGUCAGAGAUGUCAGAUGUGUUUGCGCUCUGAUACAUUGCAUAAAGUGAUGGAGCGAUUGGCAAACCCAGGCGUUAGGCGUCUUGUCAUUGUGGAGGCUGGCAGUAAACGUGUGGAAGGCAUUGUUACACUGGAUUCCAUGUAUAUGGGGAGCAUGGUACCUGUUAUGUGUCAUGCUGCCACUAACUGGGAAAGGAGAUGGAGAGGAGGUAAAUGCUUAUUGUUUGCUAUUGCUUCAUUGAGCCGUGAUUCCUCAGGACAAUCUGAUAAAGAUGGCUUUUGGUUCAUUUUGUUUCCUUAUUGUAGUUUAAUACUUGCACAAGAAAAUUUAUGCAAGUUAAAUGGCAUUGUUGUACAUGAGUCACUGAAUGAGAAUGGCCUUGCAAUGUCAUCCUAG